UCCCUGCGCGGGCUCGGCUCGGCUCGGCGCGGCGCCUCCAUCCCCUGCCCGUCCGUCCGUCCGUCCCGUCCAUGCGGAGCGGCCCCGCCGGCACGGCCCCCGCGGCUCCCCGGCUGUUAGGCUCCCGGGCGCUAUGAAAGUCACGUCCCUCGACUGCCGGCAGCUGCGGAAGCUCCUGCGGAAGGAGCCCUCCCGCUGCCUGGUGCUGGACUGCCGCCCCUACCUGUCCUACUCGGCCUCCUGCCUCCGCGGCUCGCUCAACGUCAACCUCAACUCGGUGGUGAUGCGCAGGGCCCGCGGCGGGGCCGUGCCCCUCCACUUCGUGGUGCCCGACGAGGCGGCCCGAGCCCGGCUGCUGCGGGGGGGAGACGGCGGGGCGCCGGGGGCGUCCCGCCUGGCGGCCGUGGUGGUGCUGGACCAGGGCACGGGGCACUGGCAGAAGCUGAAGAAGGACAGCACGGCGCAGAUCGUCCUCAACGCCUUGCUUUCCAGCCUCCCCGAGGCCGGGGCCAGGGUCUGCUUCUUGAAAGGGGGAUAUGAAACCUUUAACUCGCAAUAUCCUGAGUGCUGCGUGGAUGGAAAGCUCAUUUCCCCCGAGAGGAACGAUGUGGAGAAAAACCUCGCCAGCCACUGUGAGAAGCAGAGUGCCAACCAGAAGCCUGCCUAUGACCAGGGUGGCCCGGUGGAAAUCCUGCCUUUUCUCUACCUUGGUAGUGCCUACCACGCUUCCAAGUGCGAGUUCCUCGCCAACCUGCACAUCACGGCCCUGCUCAACGUCUCCAGGAAAAGCUCGGAGCCCUUCAAGGACCAGUACUGCUACAAGUGGAUCCCGGUGGAGGACAGCCACACGGCCGACAUCAGCUCGCACUUCCAGGAAGCCAUCGACUUCAUCGAUUAUGUCAGACGAACGGGGGGCAAGAUCCUGGUGCACUGCGAAGCGGGGAUUUCACGCUCUCCUACCAUCUGCAUGGCGUAUCUCAUGAAAACGAAGAAGCUCCGCCUGGAGGAGGCCUUUGAUUACAUCAAGCAGCGCCGGAGCCUGAUCUCGCCAAACUUUGGUUUCAUGGGACAGUUACUACAAUAUGAGUCGGAGAUCUUGUCUUCCACCCCCAGCCCACCUGUUGCCUCGUGCAAAAGAGAAGCCGCGUCUUUUUUUGCAGAAGAACUGACGUUAGGCAAAAAUUUUGAAGGCUCGUGUUUCGCCUUUCCUACCUCAGUGUUGAGUUCUGUGCCCAUCCACUCUCCCGUCCACCAGCUGAAACUCAGCCCGAUGACAGCAUCUUCAUCCUGCUGAGAGCCCCACCGCCCCGAGGAGCCCGGAGCUGGUGCAGUCCUCUGAUCCUAACUGUGACCCCGACAAGAACAUUUCAUGAACGUGCAAUAGAGAAACCUCACCGACUUAGUCUAAGACAGAGCAGUCAUUGUGGGUGAUACUUCCCAUACGUGUAUGCUGACUGAGACGCUGAUGCUCUACGUGUGGCAGGCUUUCUGAACUUUUAAUGUCCUUUUUUAAAAAAAAAAAAAAAAAUGGAAAAAGAAAAAAGUGCUUUUCUAGGUUUUUAUCCAGAGUGUGCAGCCACUACUGUAUUUCCAGGUUCUUGGGAAGCAAUGAGAAGUCCGUUUUGUAUGUUCCCAGUUCCCACCUCCUUCCCUUUUUGUUUUUGAGAAGAACCUUAAGUUUUCAAGCAAUAAACAGCAGCUGUGGGGAAGAAAGCAAACCGAAAAGCUCCACCUUGGCAUCUGCAGGGGUGGUGAGAGUGAAGAGCGUGCUGCUGCUUCCCCAGCUCCCCUCUCCCUCUUAGCGUCACGUUUCAGGGAGCAAUGCGCCGGGUGGGCAGGGGCUCCCUGCCUGGCCCCUCUUGCACAACCAGGUGAAAAUCCCCUCUCCUCUUCCAGUCUCUGCAGUGCCAGGUAUUGACCGCAGUGUAACUGGAGACCAAACUGGACCAUGGAUCCAUUCAGGUGUGGCAUUUCCCAUACUUCUGUGUUUGCCUUUGUACUGGACAUGCUCUUAACUGAAGCACGGAACUUAAACUAUCAGGUUACCCUGCUGAGCUAUUAUAUUCCCACCCGUUAUUUAACAACAGCCCUAGAAUACUUGAAUGUCUGCAACCCUCAUCCAAGUUACUUCCCAUCAGAUGACACUGUAACUACUGGAUUUUUACACCAAAAACAGGAAAAGCUUGGCUUUUUUGGUCCCUCCCAAGUGUUUCUGACGUGUGUUGUGCGUGGUAAAGUGGUCUUGUUCAGUGUUAUGUGGCUUGCUUAGUGUGUGUGGUCACCUCCAGCCAGCCUUCCUUUGUGAAAACUGGUUUCUCUUGCAUUGAGUUUGUCUGCAGGAAGCUCGGAAGGAGCUGCUCUGUCUGUUGACCUUUUUAUUUUUUUUAUAUGUAAUACGUAUGGGAAAUGGCAAUAAUUUCCAGAAGAUCUCGUGAAUGUGAAGGAAAGCCUGCAACUUUUUAUGGAGUGUAAAAAUAAUAAUAAAAAAAAAAACUGUGAGGAAAAGCAA
This is a messenger RNA of Cygnus atratus (black swan), 2509 nucleotides long. RefSeq names its product dual specificity phosphatase 5 (gene DUSP5). The transcript has 4 exons. Gene Ontology annotation, molecular function: protein tyrosine/threonine phosphatase activity; MAP kinase tyrosine/serine/threonine phosphatase activity. The record is from RefSeq and is a predicted model, not a curated record. Gene Ontology annotation, cellular component: cytoplasm; nucleus. Bases 134 to 1294 code for a protein of 386 amino acids. Lineage: Eukaryota; Metazoa; Chordata; Aves; Anseriformes; Anatidae. Gene Ontology annotation, biological process: protein dephosphorylation; negative regulation of MAPK cascade; endoderm formation.